AUGACAUCAAUUAACUCCUUCACGCCCACCGCCAAACUCUACGAGCCGAUUACUGCGACCGCCCCAACUAAGUACAAGAUCUCCGUCGUAACGAUGCCUGAAACUAGCGUUCGGCGCGUGGAUCCUCAGAAACUGGGGAAGAUCACAUUCAAGAAGUCGGAGGACUCAAUCGACGAAUGGGACAUAGAAUACGACAAUACAGAGGGUGAGGCUAAUGCCGGAACACUGAAGCAAGCAGCGGAGGAGCUUGUGAAUAAGAACACCCCGGUCGCCUUUCCAACAGAGACCGUAUACGGACUUGGCGCGGAUGCGACAAGAAGCGCGGCGGUAAAGGAGAUCUUCGCGAUUAAAGGACGACCAGCCGACAACCCUUUGAUUGUCCAUAUACACUCUUUACCUCAGCUACGAUCGCUACUUCUGGGCAAAUUAGACGUUGUGGGAGACGGCAAAGAUGCUGGAAAGGAUCCCAUUCCGGAUAUCUACCGGCCGGUGAUUGAGCGCUUCUGGCCUGGACCGCUUACUAUCAUUCUACCGGCCCCUGAGAAUUCGAUCCUCGCACCAGAGGUGACAGCAGGUCUUCCGACUUUUGGCGCACGAAUGCCGCGUUCUAUCAUCGCCUUGUCCUUGUUACGGCUAUGCGGUCGCCCACUCGCCGCACCAUCCGCAAAUGCGUCCACACGACCUUCGCCCACUGCUGCGGAACACGUUUACGACGACUUGAACGGCAAACUAAACCUGAUAAUCGAUGGCGGGCCAUGCGAAGUAGGCGUUGAAAGCACAGUCAUAGACGGACUAUCGAGCCCACCUGCGAUACUGCGACCGGGUGGCGUCACUGUGGAACAAUUACGGCAAUGCCCAGGAUGGGAGAACGUAGUGGUCGGAUACAAGGAUAAGCAAGCGGAAGACUCGAGCAAACCGCGCGCCCCUGGGAUGAAGUACAGACACUAUAGUCCGAAGGCGUCGGUCCUUCUAUUUGAGGCAGGCGCGAGCCAACCUACAUUGGAGGAGCUCAAGAGCAAGAGGCGCAUUGGUGUCGUUAGGACCAAGAGUUGGGACAAAGUGUUGGGUUUGGGCGCCGAGAAGGUGAAGACAUUGGAUAAGAAUGGACCAGGAAUUUGCGCUUCACCGGACACGGCCGCUUCUUUAGACGUCAACGACUCGCCAUCGCGCCUUUCGAACCUUCUGCGAUCUGUCACUCAGCACCAAAUACCACACGCCGAUCAUUACAUUGUGAAGCCCGAAGCAGUCCAGGUUUGGGAGAUCAAUCUUGGCGCGAAGACUGAGGAUGUUGCCAGAGGCCUAUUCUCAGCACUAAGAGAGCUCGACAAGAAAGGCGUCGAGGUCAUAUAUGUGGAGGGUAUCGACGAUAAGACAGGUGACGAUAUUGCCGCCGCGGUCAUGAACCGACUUAGAAAAGCGGCAGAGAUCAGAACAUGA
Molecule: messenger RNA, 1437 nt
Organism: Alternaria triticimaculans
Lineage: Eukaryota; Fungi; Ascomycota; Dothideomycetes; Pleosporales; Pleosporaceae
Exons: 2
Coding region: 1-1437 (478 amino acids)
Biological process (GO): regulation of translational fidelity
Cellular component (GO): cytoplasm
Molecular function (GO): double-stranded RNA binding; tRNA binding; nucleotidyltransferase activity
Source: RefSeq, a predicted model, not a curated record